UUUUCAGUUGCUUUCAUAACAGAAGGUUCGUUUGUGGAGUUAAGUGAGAAUGACUUCGUUGAAUGGUGACGUUACGCCUGUGACGAAGCUGAAGUUUAGUGUGGACAGUAUAUUGGGGAACAAUGAUGGUGAUCGGCCGAGUGGUGUGACGGAGGUGGGUCGGAGCCAGGAGCCCCCGUGCGCGGGGUGCGUGGCUGCGCUGUACCGGUGCUGCAGGGAUGAGCCCCCGCUGCUGCAGCUGCCGUUGCCGCUUCCAUACUCGCAUUUACAUCCAGCAUUGAGGCCCACCACUGUCUACCGUCUCCCUCUCCCAUCAUCAUCACCGCCGCAGCCGUCAGCGCCUCGCUGUGAUGUCACGUCCAGCGGCAAGAGGAAGCGCUCCUGGUCCCGAGCUGUCUUCAGCAACCUUCAACGCAAGGGCUUGGAGAGGCGGUUUCAAAUACAGAAGUAUAUCACGAAACCGGAUCGGAGGCAGCUGGCGGCUACGUUAGGACUUACUGAUGCUCAAGUAAAAGUGUGGUUUCAAAACCGUCGUAUGAAAUGGCGGCACACGAAAGAAGGUCGAGGUGGUAUAGCAGGCACUACGGGCUUACCUGGACGAGACCCAGAUUCCACCAAUGAUGACAAUGAAGAUAUUGACGUGGACACACUCAGUGAUUAACUGAAACUAAGGACUGAAGAGUUUUAUAAUUGGAAACAUUUUACGAGAUAUCUGUCCCUACGCGAAGCAGUAGCUGCGUGGUAAGAGGGUGAGAUAAUUAUCUUUACCUAUGGAACAUAGUUCAAUCCUGUUAUCUGAGUCAGGUUUCGACGUUUUUGGAGACGUGUAAUAGAAGAUUCAGAAGUUUAAACUAAGUUUUAUGAACUAGGUGAGAGAUGGUGACAUGGGUGCAGUCAAUAUUUUGGCGCGGUGGUAUGACUAUUGUUUAUAGAUAUCCAUCAGUAAAUAGUGUUUCUUGACUAUUUUUACGAUAAAAAAUAAUCAUUGUAACCAUCCUUUCUUUAUAACAAUAUCUAUAAGGCACUUAAUAAAUUAAGUACAAGCAAGAAUUUUCAAUAUCGAAAUUUUAAUGGUGUUUUAGCCCGAGAAACUUUAAUUGUAGGUUAAGUUUACAUUUCAAUACAUAAGACAAAGUGUAAG
Messenger RNA from Helicoverpa zea (corn earworm), 1141 nucleotides. RefSeq names its product homeobox protein DBX1-B-like (gene H2.0). NCBI's taxonomy places the organism in Eukaryota, Metazoa, Arthropoda, Insecta, Lepidoptera, Noctuidae. The record is from RefSeq and is a predicted model, not a curated record. The coding region runs from base 50 to 661 and encodes 203 amino acids. Gene Ontology annotation, biological process: regulation of DNA-templated transcription. The transcript has 3 exons. Gene Ontology annotation, molecular function: sequence-specific DNA binding; DNA-binding transcription factor activity, RNA polymerase II-specific.